Molecule: messenger RNA, 4322 nt
Organism: Haliotis rubra (blacklip abalone)
Lineage: Eukaryota; Metazoa; Mollusca; Gastropoda; Lepetellida; Haliotidae
Product: casein kinase I-like
Biological process (GO): peptidyl-serine phosphorylation; negative regulation of canonical Wnt signaling pathway; signal transduction
Cellular component (GO): cytoplasm; nucleus
Molecular function (GO): ATP binding; protein serine/threonine kinase activity
Source: RefSeq, a predicted model, not a curated record
UAUGGGCUGGUGCAAAGAUCCCUGGGAGCGCCAGGUUUAUUACACUGAAACACCCAAGAUGGCAACCAUUCAGAUAAUCUAAAAGGUGAAAAAUAAGCCUCUUUUCUCUGAUUCUAAGGCAUUUUUGAACACCAUACCAACAUGUCUAGCGAAGCAGAUACGUCUCGUGCUAAAAGUGAAUUCAUAGUAGGCCAGAAAUACCGUCUUGUGAGGAAAAUCGGCAGUGGAAGUUUUGGCGACAUUUAUUUGGCGAUCAACAUACACAGUGGAGAAGAGGUUGCUGUGAAGUUAGAAUCGCUGAAAGCUCGCCACCCACAACUACUUUAUGAAAGUAAGCUUUACAAAAUACUGCAGGGAGGAGUUGGAAUACCUCAUAUCCGAUGGUUUGGUGAUGAAAAGGAUUACAAUGUCCUGGUCAUGGAUCUCCUUGGGCCGAGUUUGGAAGAUCUGUUCAACUUCUGCUCCAGGCGGUUCACCAUGAAAACGGUUCUUAUGCUUGCUGACCAAAUGAUCGGACGCAUUGAAUACACCCACAACAAAAAUUUCAUACACAGAGACAUUAAGCCUGAUAACUUCCUGAUGGGCAUUGGUCGACAUUGUAACAAAGUCUUUCUUAUUGAUUUUGGGUUAGCAAAGAAAUUCCGAGACUCAAGAACCAAACAACACAUACCAUACAGAGAAGACAAAAAUCUUACUGGCACAGCUCGAUAUGCCAGCAUCAAUGCUCAUCUGGGUAUUGAACAGAGCAGACGAGAUGACAUGGAGUCCCUUGGUUACGUGUUGAUGUAUUUCAUCGGGGGAUGCCUCCCUUGGCAAGGAUUAAAGGCCAAUACAAAGAAACAGAAAUAUGAGAAAAUCAGCGAAAAGAAGAUGUCAACUCCUGUUGAAGUGCUGUGUAAAGGCUUCCCUGCAGAGUUUGCAAUGUAUUUAAAUUACUGCAGGGGUCUGAGAUUUGAAGAGGCACCCGAUUAUAUGUAUCUGCGACAGCUGUUCCGCAUCUUGUUCCGCACCCUCAACUAUCAGUAUGAUUACACAUUUGACUGGACAAUGCUAAAGCAGAAAGCAGCUCAAGUUGCCCAGCAUACCACUACAGCUGCCGGUCAACAAAGAGAACGUCCAUAAAAUGCAUCCUCAUUUGUGAGAACUCAGUACAUGACCAAAUGUACGACAAACAGAUUUCGCUUCUUGUAAGCAUUGUUUGGGUUACAAGCUACCUUCUUCCCCAGAAAUGCAUGAGGGUCCCAACUCUUUGAACAUGAAUGGUAAAGUGGAGUCCUUUAUUGAAAUGUGACCAGAAUGCAAAGUGAAAGAAGAUUCCUACAAUGUGUAGUGAUGUAGACUUUCUGUUUCUGUGGACUGACAGUACAAUCCAGCAAUUUAAGACCAGAAAUUCUUGAUUAUUUAGUCAUUCUGCAUAUUGCUACUGUACUGUUUUAAAUAUAUUUAUUCCAGGAAUUUAUCAUUUUAUCAGGCCUUCAAAGGACACUUUCUGGAUUUGUAUAAAUGUAAUUGAUGAGAUGAGUAAAAAGAUAAUCUGAAUUUUCCCAGUAUUUAUAAUAAUAGUUGAAAGAUGUAGAUUUAAUCUUUAGACCUGACAAGUGUCAUAUAUUUUUAAGCUGAGCCUUUCAGAACCUUCAUGCUGAAAGUGGUGUCCAUUUUUAUGAAGAUAAAAAACAGAUCCCUAUAUCAUAUGUCAACCCAAAUCAUGAAUUGUCACAAAUAAGCUAAUGUAAUUGAGUGAAAAAUUCAAGUAACUUGUUUGUCAUCAAUCCUAUUAUAUAUUUUUUCGAAACACAUUUGCACAGGAUUAUUCCUUGCAGCUCAAAGCAUGAUAGAACAAUGCUAAGCUUAUGAUAUAUGUUUCUCAGUAGUACAUUUAAAUUUUAAGUCUGAAUGGGAUGUUAAAAUUGAUGAUCCAUGCGAAUUCGGCAAUUAUAAUACUGCUUCAUCUCCAUUUUACUGUGAAGAACGACAAGCUUAGUAAGUGCAUGAUAUUAACAUUAUCCAGUUUAAAAGAUGACCUUUUAUCUCCCACACCCAGUUAAAAGAAAGUCAUGUCUAUCAUCUACAGAAGAGGGAGGAAUAAAAGAACUCAUGUUUUCAUUUAAUAUCUAGUUUGCUAGUAUUGUAAACCUAAAUAUUUUAUAUGAAUACAAGUAAUUGAUAGACGAAUAUUCAGAUUUAUGGAACUCAGAAGCUAUAUUACUUCUAAGUCUGUAAGUGUUAGGGUGCACAAGCAAUAGUAUGUUGUGCUGAUCAAUUUUGGUAUUACCAGAUAUUACGACCAAUGUUUUCAAACUUAAAAUAUGGAUGUCCUGCAUUGUACAUGGCAGAAGCCUCCCUCAUACAUUGUGAUGUAAAUUGUAUGGUCCCAGCUUGACGUGCUGGAUUCUGAUUGAGCCUUGAACAUAGUUAACCCUUUGUAUGUGCUGUUGUAUGGACUUGAAUGACAUCAGGUUCGUGUGAGAUAAAUCUUGCAUGUUAAGGGUUAAACUGUGUGUGAGUUGAAGGCAGAGCAAAUUGUGAUCAAUUGUUAUCUUAUCGUAUGUCAGGGAUUUCUUUGGUAUUGUCAAAAAUCUUCUUAAUUUAGUUUUUGAGUUUGGCUUAAUCUUUAGGUUUUAAAGUUUAAAUUCAUUUUGAUUAUACAUACAUUUUUAACAUGUAUUUACAUGCCAAGUGAUUGUAGAUUUGAUAUUGAUACUAGUGUGAAAUACUUACAUAUUUACUCAAAGGUAAUGUAGAAUCUGUAUACUUGUAUAUAAAUAUAUAUAUAAUGAAGGUAAAUAGUUAACAGUAUGUUAAUGUGUAACUUGUUGGAGUCUAAAGAAAAAGACUAGAAAUAUUUAUUGUGGUUCACUGUCUUGUAACUGUGGUCACUGGAAAAGACCUGUCACUAUGUUCUGUACUCUUCCCUCACUCUUUCAUUUCGACAAUUCCCGUUAUGUUGACAUCUUCUAUGGGAUGCCAUUCAUGGCUGAUGCUCUUAAAUGGCAGUAACGUAAAGAGUGACAUGCACUUUGUGUGGAUAUUGGUCUUUGUCUCAGAUGCCAUUUAUACACAUAUCGUGUUUGAAAUUAAACUGUCAAGGGGUCCUUGUGAUAACACAAAAGUCCGAAGGUAUAGUUUUGGGGUUACCAACGAUUCAAAUAUUAUGCCAAUACCCAAUGGACCCCAGUACAUCCCUUCAUUUCAAACACUGUAUACACAUACACAAUUAUAAGCUUGAAUGAAUUCUCUGAAAAUUGUGUUAGAAAUAUGUAGCCAUUGACGGUACAUGAAAUCAUUUCUUACCUCUACAUACCUUGUACUAUUUUCUUCUGUUGCUAUCUCGUUUCCAUUGUGAUAGAUGGACCUGUUUUCUUUCUGCAGUUAAUAUUGUCUUCUGUAGAUAUGUACCGGUAACUUAAACUGUAAAUCACAGUGAAAGUGUCAACACUUGUCUGUCAUGAUGAGAGAAAUAUUUUGUCUGACUUCUUUUCCGUUAGUACUACAUUCAGUUGAAACGGUUACAAAUAUUGUGAUUUGCUUGAUGUUUGUUAUACUAAAUAUUGUUUCCAGUUGUCAUAUACACAUCGUUUCAGUUGAAGACUGUAUGUAUGAAGUUUUGAUAGCGUCUGAAAUAUCUUCAUUCAUACCUUGUGAUGCUGUUAUGACUUCGUGUAGUCGAUACUGUUGCCAUAUGUCUGAUUAAUGUUGUAAGGCCCCGAGUUGAUGCUACGUGCUGCCAGAAUUACCUGUCUGCCUGCCUUCUUCAUGCCAUUCAUGCAAGCAGUGAUACUAUGGAAAUCAAAAUGCCUGAAUUCAAGCGUCCCCUGUCGAACUUACACAAAGUGCUUACUGUACACAGGGGAAUUACGUCAACACAUGAAAUAUCUGCACUUGUAUGAACUGUAUGAUACAUUGACACAUUUUGUGUACACUCUUGUGUAGUGGAUCCUCAACAUCUGUGCUAAUUAUAUGCCAAAUAAGUGUGCUGUUUUUUUAUCAUGGCCAAACCAUUAAAUGUACUGUACGUGUAGUGUCCAUAUGUGUUGAUUUCCAGGUGAAAAGUGUUAUGGCUCUACUGAAUGAGUGAUGCCCCAACUAUUACCUGGGGUAGUUAUAUUUUCAUGAUGUCCUGAGAGUUAUGACUAUUUGUAUGUGUACAAGAUCCAAUUUUAAAUUAUCUGCCUCUGUGAACUCUAUCCCUUGCGUGGAGAUACUGGCUUCCACACUGUCAUGUGAGUAGUCUGUAUAUUAAUGUCAGGUUUGUACAUAUGUUGUCCUGGGUACUGGCAGUGUAGACAUGAUUUUAGUUGUUUAUUAAAAAUCAUACAACACUU